Triticum aestivum (bread wheat) is the source of this 3759-nucleotide messenger RNA. RefSeq names its product protein translocase subunit SECA2, chloroplastic. The record is from RefSeq and is a predicted model, not a curated record. Gene Ontology annotation, molecular function: ATP binding. The transcript is spliced from 30 exons. Gene Ontology annotation, biological process: intracellular protein transport; protein targeting; protein import. Gene Ontology annotation, cellular component: chloroplast envelope; membrane. NCBI's taxonomy places the organism in Eukaryota, Viridiplantae, Streptophyta, Magnoliopsida, Poales, Poaceae. The coding region runs from base 16 to 3192 and encodes 1058 amino acids.
GCUUCGACGCUUUCCAUGGCCGCCUCCCUCUCCUCCCCUCCCUCCUUCCACCUCCUCCCCGCCCCCACGCCCCGCCUAUUCCCCAACUCCACAGCCACUCCCCGAGCAAAGCGCAAGAGCAAUUGCAGGAAGCCUCGUCCCUUGUCCUGCUCCGCUGCCACGUCACCGUCCCCCUCAGCCUCGCCCACCACCACCGCCGGUGCGGCCAAGGCCGGUUCAUGGAGGGACCUAUGCGGCCUCAACGCCUGGGUGGUGGGUGACUACUACCGCCUCGUCUCCGCCGUCAACGCACUCGAGCCGCCUCUUCGGAGGCUUUCCGACGAACAGCUGAAGGGCAAGACGGAGGAGUUCCGCGCGCGCCUGGGCCGCGGGGAGACGCUCGCCGACGUUCAGGCAGAGGCGUUCUCUGUGGUGAGGGAGGCGGCAAGGAGGACGCUCGGCAUGCGGCACUUUGAUGUUCAGAUUAUUGGCGGUGCCGUGCUCCACGAUGGGUGCAUUGCGGAGAUGAAGACCGGCGAGGGGAAGACACUCGUGUCGACCUUGGCAGCUUAUCUCAAUGCACUGACUGGGGAUGGAGUUCAUGUGGUGACUGUAAAUGAUUAUCUGGCACAGCGAGAUGCUGAAUGGAUGGGUCGCGUUCAUCGUUUUCUUGGCCUAACUGUCGGUCUAAUUCAGGCGGGUAUGAAGUCUGAUGAGAGGAGAGCCAACUAUAUGUGUGACAUUACAUACACUAAUAACUCGGAGCUUGGAUUUGAUUAUCUUCGUGACAACUUGUCACGUAAGAAAGAACAGUUAGUCAUGAGAUGGCCAAGACCAUUCCAUUUCUCUAUCGUGGAUGAAGUGGACUCAGUGCUUAUAGAUGAAGGAAGAAACCCAUUGUUAAUAAGUGGAGAGGAUAAUAGAGAAGCAGCACGGUAUCCAGUUGCUGCUAAAGUUGCAGAUCUUCUCAUAGAGGGUGCUCAUUAUACUGUAGAACUGAAGGGCAAUAAUAUAGAUCUAACAGAGGAUGGAGUUACUUAUGCUGAGAUGAUUCUUGGGACCAAUGAUCUGUGGGAUGAGAAUGAUCCGUGGGCAAGAUUUGUGACAAAUGCAUUGAAGGCCAAAGAGUUCUAUCGAAGGGAUGUACAGUACAUUGUUAGGAAUGGAAAAGCUCUCAUAAUUAAUGAGCUUACUGGUCGAGUCGAACCCAAAAGGAGGUGGUCUGAUGGUAUUCAUCAAGCAGUAGAAGCAAAAGAAGGCCUCAAAAUCCAGGCAGACUCAGUAAUUGUGGCUCAGAUUACGUAUCAGUCUCUGUUUAAGCUUUAUCCUAAGCUUUCCGGGAUGACAGGUACUGCUAAGACAGAGGAAAAGGAAUUUCUGAAGAUGUUUAAGAUGCCAGUUAUUGAGGUGCCCACAAAUCUGCCAAAUAUACGGGUGGACUUACCUAUCCAAGCUUUUGCGACUUUAAGGGGUAAAUGGCAAUAUGUCCGGGAAGAGGUAGAGUCUAUGUUUCAAUUGGGCCGUCCUGUUUUGGUUGGAACUACCAGUGUUGAGAGUUCAGAAUACCUGUCGGAUCUUCUUAAGUCUCGUAAUAUUCCUCACAAUGUACUUAAUGCAAGACCAAAGUAUGCUGCUAGAGAAGCUGAGAUAAUUGCACAGGCUGGAAGGAAACAUGCAAUUACAAUUUCAACGAACAUGGCAGGCAGAGGGACAGACAUCAUUUUAGGUGGCAACCCUAAGAUGCUUGCAAAAGAAAUUGUAGAAGACAAUGUACUUCCAUUUCUAUCGCACGACACCCCAGAUGUCGAAACUGAGGGGGAGUCCACAUCCCACAAGGGUCUUUCCAAGAUAAAACUCGGGCCAUCGUCACUAGCUCUGCUUGCCAAAGCUGCAAUCAUGGCAAAAUAUGUUCACAAAAGUGAGAGCAAUGAAUGGUCUUUUCAGAAGGCGAAAUCCGCUGUUAUGGAGUCAAUUGAAAUGAGUAAUACAAUUGGCUUGGAAAAACUACAAGAGCGUGUGGCUGAAGUGACUGAGAUGUACCCUCUUUGUGAUGCAAUAGCACUUGCUUAUGCCACUGUCUUAAAGGAUUGCGAAAUUCAUUGUUUUGACGAGGGUGCUGAGGUGAAGACAUUAGGUGGGCUUCAUGUAAUAGGAACUUCUUUGCAUGAGUCGCGUCGAAUUGAUAACCAAUUACGUGGUAGAGCUGGCAGACAAGGUGAUCCUGGUUCCACACGGUUUAUGGUGAGCUUACAAGAUGAAAUGUUCCGGAAGUUUAAUUUGGACACAGAAUGGGCCGUGAGACUAAUAUCAAGGAUAACAGAUGGCGAAGACAUAGCGAUCGAGAGCAAUGCUGUUGUAAAACAGCUUCUAGGCCUUCAAAUCAAUGCAGAGAAGUAUUAUUUUGGCAUAAGGAAAAAUCUUGUUGAGUUUGAUGAAGUCUUGGAGGUCCAAAGAAAGCACAUCUAUAGCCUUAGGCAGGUGAUAUUAUCAGGUGACUCUGAAAGCUGCAGUGAACAAAUUUUCCAGUACAUGCAAGCUGUAGUUGAUGAAAUUAUUCUGGGAAAUGUUGAUCCCCAGAAGCCACCUAAGACGUGGGAUUUGGCAAAGCUUUUGGAUGAGCUUGCCAGUCUAGGCGGAAAUUUGCUGACAGAAACAUUCAAGGAGACCCAAGAGGAAGACCUACAAUCAUCACUUGAGCAAAUACUUAGAUAUGGCUCUGUGGAGGUCGAUAAUUUUGUUCUCCCAAACAUGCCAGUGCCACCUAAUUCAUUCAGGGGAAUUCGUAAGAGAACAUCUUCAGCAAUGCGAUGGUUUGCCAUGUGUGUUGAUGAUACAUCAAAGAAAGGGAGAUAUACAAACAUUGUCAAUCUUCUUCGGAAAUAUUUUGGGGAUUUUCUAAUAGCUACCUACCUGGAAGUGCUGCAAGAGUCCCGUCAUCAUGAUGCGUACAUCAGGGGAAUUGAGAGGGAAGCACUUCUGAAGACACUUGAUAUGUUGUGGAAGGACCAUUUAGUUAACAUGAACAAGCUUAGUUCUGCGGUGAAUGUCCGGAGCUUUGGGCACAGAAAUCCUCUGGAGGAGUAUAAGAUUGAUGGCUGUCGGUUCUUCAUCUCAAUGUUGAGUGCCACACGACGAUUGACAGUCGAAGCCCUACUCCGUUACUGGUCAUCUCCAAUGGAAUCUGAAGAGAUAUUCAACACUGCGGAUCAAUAGCCGAGUAACAUCACAUCUGAUGAAUCUUUUUCCUCAAGAGACUGCACACCCAGAUACUUCUGAUGCAUGGCCAGUGCAAUCUCAUAUUGUUUGAACGUGUUUCGUGUCUAGAUUGCUGGCUUGGUUCCUCAUCAGUGGGGAAGUCUCUUAACACAGGCUUGACUGGGAUGGCAGCCAGGUGACAUUAGGGUUAGGCUUUCUGCUUUUCAUAUGGAUGGCCUUCCCCCGGAGUCUUAGAUAUACUCCCUCCGUUCCAAAAUAGAUGACCCAACUUUGUACUAACUUUGUACUAACGUUAGUACAAAGUUGAGUCAUCUAUUUUGGAACGGAGGGAGUAGGUUACAAGACAAUAGACAUUAACCACUAUCUAGUACGAGUAGAUAACUCCAGCAACGAGUUAACUCUGUAGAAAACGCAACUUGAUAUAGAUGAAGUGCAGACAGGGGAUGUAUAUUACAUAACUGGAUCUAGGUGAUGACGCACACAUGAAGUGCUCAUCAGUUUUUGCCAGUGACAAUCAGAGCUUCAUUAUAUGUUGCAACUCCAAGUAAAAUACAGAUUUGCGCA